AUGAAUAUCCUCUGGUUGUUGUUCUUUGUUUUCUUCGUGCCCCUUGUCGCGCUUCUAGUCUGGUUCGCUCUUUCAAGCUGCCUCGGAGACCAUGUUCGAGCUCGAAUAGGCGGCACCACGAUCAAUCCUCGGCAUGGUGCUUAUGGCAGGACCUAUGCCCGCAACAUCCCCUAUCCUGGAGCCGCGGGGUCAGAGGCCAUCGAAAUGGAGGACAUGUUGCAGCACGACAAGUGGGAACUUAACGACUCGGAUGACGAGCCUUGA
This is a messenger RNA of Aureobasidium melanogenum CBS 110374, 264 nucleotides long. RefSeq lists its product as uncharacterized. Bases 1 to 264 code for a protein of 87 amino acids. The record is from RefSeq and is a predicted model, not a curated record. The transcript is spliced from 2 exons. NCBI's taxonomy places the organism in Eukaryota, Fungi, Ascomycota, Dothideomycetes, Dothideales, Saccotheciaceae.